AUGACCGCUACCCUGAAUUCGCAUCGCCACAUCGCUCCCAAUCUAAUCGAAGUCAAAGGCAUAAGCGUGGCGCGUGGCCCCUUUCCCGAUUUUCUGGUCCAAAAAUGGGACGAUUACAAUGCCAAUACCACCUCUGAAAACGAAAGACCGGUCGAUUUUGGAGCGGAGCAGUUGUUUGUGGUGUUCAUCUUUGCCAAUGGCGGGACUGACCUGGAGAACAUCGCGCUGAACAGUGUCUUCCAGGCGCAGAGUGUCAUAGCGCAGAUGGCCUUCUCUAUGGCUGUGACUGAGGACGUCCUCCAAUUCGAACACCGAGACCUGCACUGGGGUAAUGUGAUGGUGGCCACCACAGAUGUACCGAACAUCAGCUACACUAUUGGCGGGCAGACGCACACCAUCGCCACGCACGGGCUGAUGGUCAAUAUCAUCGACUUCACGCUGUCACGUAUGCGGAUAG
Sphaeroforma arctica JP610 is the source of this 457-nucleotide messenger RNA. The record is from the annotation of a RefSeq genome assembly. Lineage: Eukaryota; Ichthyosporea; Ichthyophonida.